ACAUGUGAAGUGUUACUAUUAGGUGGGUUAAAUGGUCACAGUUCCUAUUUCAGAUGUUGUUAGUGUGUACUGUGUAAAUUCAUUUUCGUCGUGAUUUAUGUGUGAUAAUUUUAGCAGGACUGCAGCGCCCAUUAUCGCCCCUUUGAACACGUCGGAUGCCAGACUGACACGCCUCAGAGUAUAUCGACGGGAACCCAAACAAACUCACCGGUGGGAAUGCAUUCUGUGGGAAUACUAAGUGCACGGUUGAAGUCGACAUCAGUCGGCACACAGUUGUCCAUGGGAUCGCUAAAGGCACACGUAAGAAGCAAAGGUAUGUAGCCACUAUGAGUUUUUAGUGUCUUAGUAUGCAAUCCAUACGAAACUUGGAGCAUCUUUUUCCUGUGUAUUGGGAUGUUGUAUUUUUUUAAUAUGGGCUAUGCAUACGUUCAUUUAUCACAUAAUUACUUUCUACUAACAAUUCGAUAAAAACAUCUGCUAAAUAACUUCAUAACCAAAUAGGAUAUGAUUUAUAUUUGCAAAUGGCUUCUUGUAUGUGUGAUGGGAAACAAAGGUUUAAUCUGCAGUGUUACUCCAAUACCAAGGAAAAAACAACAGCUAAAUUAUUAUUUCCGGUUUCUAAUACGAUUUGUUUCUGUUAUUUGUAGCCAUGCAGACACGGGUGUCUCCUGUCAGUGCAGACUUCGGAACAACCGCUCAUUUGCAAGACUCACUGCUGACUUCAACCCCAAUAAAGGGCCCAGGCUGGCGACCUAGCAAGAGACCACGGCUUGAGUUGGAGGAAGAGGAGGAGAGUGACUCCUCAAAUGAAUCACAUAAAGAUCCGCUGGACUCGACAUACAACCCUGGUGACUCUGUUCUUACAGAGGAAACUGACGUCUCGUAAGUUUUUAGUAUUGGCUGCAUCGUACUAAAAGCAGCAUUGGCUAGGGAUUGGUAGCUACCAGUUUCACAGUAUUUCUAAUAUUAUUCUGCCUUAUGUUUUCUGCCUUAUGUUAGGUAUGAGACACAGCCCACACCGAAGGAGGCUAAGUAUAUUGUCUUUGAAAGCUGCCUCAAACAGCUGUUAGAAAACUGCCCGUGUGUAAGGGAGGCUGUGAUCUUCAACAGCGAAGGAUCGGUACCUAUGUGGCUUUCACUCAGAAAUGUCUACACUGCAGCUACUUCAGACAUUGGGAGAGUCAGCCCAUGGCUGGAAAUACCCUCAUCGGCAACCUGCAACUUUCAGCUGCUACCUACUUCACAGGGUCCUCCUUCAUCCAACUACAAAAGGUGUGUGAGGCCAUGCAACUCCAGAUAUUUCAGUAUGACACCUUCAGGAGGCAUGCAAGGAAUUACAUGGAACCGGCUAUUGUUCACAAGUGGAAGAUGGAUCAGCAGCAUAAUUUCCAGCUACAGUUGCGCCUUGGUGGGUCAGUUGCAGUGGGAGGAGAUAUGAGGGCAGAUUCUCCAGGUUUGUAGAAAUGGGAAAGCCUGACAAUUGAAUAAGUAGUCUGCAUUAUGAAACAUGUUGUCCCUUGAACGUGUGCUGUCAAGCAUUCUGUAAUACAUUUUUUUUUUAAGGCACUCAGCUAAGUUUGACAGCUACUCAUUAAUGAAUCUGGAGAGCAACACCGUUAUGGACAUUCAACUUGUUCAGAGCAAUGAAGUAGGCGGCAGUUACCACAUGGAGAAGGAGGGACUCAAAAGAUGCCUAGAUCAUCUGGAGGCAAACGGAUUUAAGGCGGAUUACAUUGUUACAGACCGCCAUCCACAGAUCCAGAAAUAUCUGAGGGAACGGAACAUCACGCAGUUCUAUGACGUCUGGCACUUUGAGAAAGGUUUGUCUAAGAAACUGGAGAAAGCAUCGCACAAAGAAAACAUUCUUAAGAAAUGGCUACAGAGCAUCAAGAACCAUGUGUACUGGUGCGCUACGUCAUCAACCACUGGACCGGAAAAAGUGGCAAAGUGGACAUCGCUGCUAAAUCACUUGCGAAAUGUUCAUGAUCAUGAAGACCCCCUUUUCCCCAAAUGUCUGCAUCCUGAACGAGCGUCGAGGGACCCCAACAAAUGGCUACAUCCUGGGUCAGUUGCACUUCACAAAGCUGAGAAACUACUGCUUAACAAACGAGUUCUGAAGGAUGUAGCAAAACUCAGCCAUCAUCACCAGACGUCAUCGCUGGAGUCAUUCCACAGUCUGACACUGCGUUUUUCCCUUCAUGCGAAUGUUGUGCAGGUAAUAAUUUACACCAUCUCGUAAUUGUGAAAGUCAUUGAUUGGAAUGAUUGUCAGGCACACUCUGUGUUGUUGAAUGGCUGUGCUUUUAUUUUUUUUACUAUAGGUUGUAUGUAUCUUGCAUCAAUGCACCACAACGAAAAUGCUUCACGGGUGCAAGCUACGACUUCUGCAGGGCAGGCUGUUUAUAAAGUUGUCUAUCCAAAGGCGAAGAUGGGGGAAGGUGUUGUGAAGCCCGUGAAAACAGAUCCAACAUUCAGUACAUUUGUAAAAGAUAAUCUUUAAACACGCACGCGCACACACACAAAUCAGUUUAGAUUGUUAUGGCUACAUUCAUUAGUAUGUUAAUGCUAUAUCUUCCAGACUAUGUACAUGACCUCAUGAGGCUGCUCAUGGAGGUUUUUGAGGACCCAAAAUCAUUUGACAAGGAAAUGAAGACUAUCCCCAUCCCUCCAGACCUUUCAGCAGAAAAUACACGCACUCCGAAAGCUGAGCUGGUUGCCCGUCACGUCUCCCGCUUCAAUCUAGAGGUGGUCUGAAGCCUACGUAGUCACCAGAUGGGAACUGCUGCCGUAUCCGCUGCACCACACAUGACGGGAGGACGACCCGACAACUAUGUCCUAAAUAUCGCCAGCACCAGCUUACAAAGCUGCGAUAGGCAAGAUGCCUGAAACGCCUAAGGGAAAAAGAGCAGCACUUUCAGACCACCUGUUUUCAACAAUAACCUCUUAUAGGCUGGGCCUACACUGGGCCUUACUGUGCACCCCCCACCUCCCAACGAAACCAACUAUUUUUGAAUGGUCUGACCAUGCUGAACAUAAAAGACAGGACCUGUGCACAGAUUAUGGAGCAUACACGCAGACACAAUGAGCAUGACUACUAAAUCCAGUCUGGUGUUCUGGAGAUCUCUAACUCUCCUCCAUUUGCACUUUAGUCUACCGAAUGCCUGCUCUACCACUACUCGGCCUCUGCUUAUCUUAGAGUUGUUCAGUUGGUCCUGCAUGGUGAGGGCUCCGUUGUCCCUCUUCGGGGUCAUGAUGAAAGGGUAAGCUUGCCCAAUAUAGGCACUAUCCCCGAGCAACAUGAACCUCCCCAUCUUGUCGUUCCAGUUUUCAAAAAAAGUGGAUUUUCGUAGAAUUCUUGCAUCAUGCACCUUGCCAGGUGCACCCACAAAUAUGUCACGAAACCUCCCAGUCUCAUCCACAAUCCCUUGCAGAACAACAGAGUAAUAAUUUUUUCUGUUUAAGUAGUCCCCCCCUCUGGUGUGUGGUCUUUGUAUCUUUAUGUGGCAGCCAUCAAUGGCCCCAAUAAUUCCUUGUAUGCCACACUUUGUGUUGAAAGCAGCAGAGGAGGCUGUCUUCUCACAAAUGGUGGGCCAGCUGACAAAAGAGGGCACCAUGUUGUAAAAAGCUGAGAGCACUUCAACAAUACAUCUAUGGGCUGAUGAUUGUGACAUGUUAAAUUUGUCUGACAUUUCACGAAAACUAUUCUGAUUGGCCAAAUACCACAAAAAAAGUGCAAGCUUUUGUCUCAGAGGAAUGGAAGAAGGGCCUCCUGUGUGCUCUUCAUUUAGGCCCAGCUGCUUCAGUAGGUAAGUUAUGUAAUCAAACUGGGAGUGGUUAAUGCAAAGAUGUCUGUAAAAUGUGUGUUCAACCAUUUGAAAUAGUAUUUCCCAUUCGGUACCAGUCUUGAGAAUUUGCCGUGGUAUAACACAUUGGCCAAGUAUUGAUAUUCUGAAAAGGAGAACAUAAAGUGAAUUAGUUCCUAAAUUACGGACAGAUUUAAAAAAAAUUGAAUGCCACAUCAAAAUACAAAUACCAAACACCAGAGGGGGGGCACUACUUAAAGGUUGCGUAGGUGAUUCGCUUUUUUGGCCAUUUUUGCAAAAUUACUUGAAAUCGUUAUCAUAACCCGCUUACAGCCACUGAGUUAGAAGUACUGACAUGAAAAUUAAACUUGUCAAUCAUCUGUGGAACGGGCAGGGCUCGAAAAACUCCAGCCAAUCAUUUCCAUUGCCACCGAGUUUCAUUGGA
This is a messenger RNA of Gadus chalcogrammus (walleye pollock), 4247 nucleotides long. RefSeq lists its product as uncharacterized. The coding region runs from base 1595 to 2239 and encodes 214 amino acids. The record is from RefSeq and is a predicted model, not a curated record. Lineage: Eukaryota; Metazoa; Chordata; Actinopteri; Gadiformes; Gadidae. The transcript has 5 exons.